This is a messenger RNA of Mucor velutinosus, 1494 nucleotides long. RefSeq names its product metalloprotease. The record is from RefSeq and is a predicted model, not a curated record. The transcript is spliced from 2 exons. Bases 1 to 1494 code for a protein of 497 amino acids. Lineage: Eukaryota; Fungi; Mucoromycota; Mucoromycetes; Mucorales; Mucoraceae. Gene Ontology annotation, molecular function: DNA binding.
AUGACAAGCACUGUUGCAAAAAGACAAAAGAAUGUGCCCGUUACAGAAACCUUUUAUGGAUACAUUGAAACAACACGGGAUUCACUCUUAUUAUUCGAGGCCUGCAAACGGGGAUUGUUACCACGAAUUACUCGAAGAUUGCAAGACAAAGAGCGCAUCCUGAUUCGAAGUGGCACCAUAUUCUGUUUCGACGAGCAUGAGAGUGGGAUCAAACGGUGGACAGACGGCUUUGUAUGGUCUCCAUCACGGAUCAUGGGCAACUUUUUGAUAUAUCGUGAACUGGAGGAUAAGAAAUCAAUCCGCUCAAAAGACGCUACAUUCAAUAACAAGCACACGACUACCGCAAGGAACGCUACAACAGGCUAUGUGAUGGCACCAGAUUUACUACGUCGUCAGCAAGAAAAGGCUUUGGUGGGGUCUCUCAAGACAUCGUUUAAAUUCAAGCGAAAUGGACUGAUCAAGAAAUCCAUAUCAUUGAUAGUGGAUGGCGUGCAGCAACACAUCAUAAGCUAUUACAGCAAAGAGGAUGUGAUGUCCAGUAGACUCAGAACACCCUCUAGUUUGGUAGAAUUAGCGUCAUUGGAAGUGUCACCGGGCUUGCGCCUAAGGCAAAAUUUUCGAGCUCCUGCUUUCCAGCAACAGAGUAUGAUGGAAGAUACACCAGCAACAGCAAAUGAUGAUGGGUGGAAUCCAGUUACACAACGGCGCAACAAUAAGCGAAAAUAUACUGAAUACAAAAGCUCCUCAUCCACAUCGUAUGCUUCAUCCAACUCAGGCAUUACCAGCUCACAACUGGAACCGCCGCCCUCCGUGGACAAAGCAUCAGCGCCUUUGUGUUUAGGCAGCAAAAUGAACAAGAGGAAAGAGAAAUCGCACUCUUUACUGCCGCCAGUGAUACAUAAGCCACCAUCGAAUGAGGGUGUCGCUUACAUCGGAUUAGACUCUGGUGUGCAGAGUUUGUCCCUUGAUCUUCCUGCAGAUUUAUUGGAUGCUCCUCCUCCAACAAGCGGAUCUCAAGUGUCUUUUGCGCCAUGUAAAUCAACAUUGGCAUUGAACCAGCCUCUCAGCACUUGCUUUAGUAACACUCCACAAAGCAAGCAGGACAAUCCUCACACAACACUUGCUACCAAAUCAGUGGUCACCAACAAGCUCCCUCACCAAAUCAGCAGCAAUAUCUCUAUUGACAAGAAUUUCAGCAACACCAAUUAUACUUCCAGUUCUUCCAGGUUGUCCAGCACCAGCAAUGACUAUAACAUGACAAAUAACCAAAUGGGUUUGAUCGCAUCUGGCGGCUAUUAUGCCCCUUUCAAGGCAGAUGAUUACUAUGAGGGACAGAACCCGCAUCAACAUUUGUUUUCUUCCUCGUCAUUCCAUGCCAUCAAUCAUGCCUCUAUCCUGCCAAAUAGGAAUACUGACAUUACUGCAAAUGCCUUUAUGGAGGACAUUAAUGUUUUGCUGGGUACAGGUUGGAAUGAAUUUGAGUUGCAAAUGUAG